AUGGCUCAUGUGAUGGGUCCGCCAGCAGCAGAUGUGCAUCUUCCUCCAUCAGGUCCAGCUCCACGAGGACGUGAGCACAGCAGUGGCGGGCGUCGACACUCCACCGGCAGCAACAACCGCAUCACGUACGCCAAGACAUGGGCGGAAGAUGUGCAGAAUUACCACGCUGCCAAGUCCGUCCUGCCGUGGCUGCCGGAACAGCAAAAGCCGGUGAAGCACGUGACGCGCUACGAAAAAUCCCGCGAAGAACGGGAGUACGAUGUCGUGCUGGGACGCUUCCGCGACGAAGACAAGGAGCAGGGCUACCAGCAGCGCGAAGGCCUCGAUGUGAAGCGCUCGCUCGAAAAGGGCCGGGCCAAGCAACUUCGAACGAUACAGCGCUUUCACAUGAUCACCAAUGCCCCCAUGUACCCCGGUGCAAAGGACCCAACGGACAAGCAGCCAGUGCCCCACCCGUAUCGGAAAAAGAGCGCAGCCGAGUACAACAUAGUUACAAAUAUUCCCUACAACGGCACAAGUGGAGCGCCACCUUCAACCACCGCCUCGCCGUCUCGCAGGCCGUACCGAGAGUUCAACAUCCUCACCAACAAGUAUCACGAUCGCCACGACGACCGCUUCGAGCAGGAGGCAGUGCAGGCCAAGCGGAUAGCAGCCCAAAAGUACUUCAAGACACGCACAUUCGACCCGGUUCGCAUCACGUACGUGGAUGAGGAGCGCGAGAAGGAGUUUCUAGUGCGACGACACGAAGAGCAGCAAGUUCACGGCAAAGAUCGAGUGUUGAUGCUGCCGCCGCGCGAGCAGUUCUCCGAGGGGCGGCUCUACAACAUCCUCAACCAGCGCGUCAUCAACUCAGCCAAGUUGGCCACCAUGAACGAGAAGGAUCAGCGCGUGCUCAACAAGAUCAAGAAGACUGCGUACGAGACGAAGAUGCGCGAGGUCGGCGAGAACCAGCAAGCCCGAGAAACGGAUCUCUGUCUCAAUCGAUACGCCCACGAACGCCACAUUGAGAGCCAUGUCCACGGAUAUGAUGUGCUCUCGAACCAACCUUACGUUGGCCGAGACGCCAAACCCAUCGUGUACCCGAGGACGCACGCACAGCUAUCAGCGUGGCAAACCAUUGAAAGCGGUCUACUGGUAAGGGACAGAAUUGCUCCGAAAUCGUCACCCUCGGCUGCUGCCGUCGCAGCCGCGAGACCACCGUCAAAUCCAGACUCGCGACUCGUUGGCGCUCGUGAUGAUGCCCAAACCGGCGAAAGGAAGCCCAACAUCCUGAUUGUCGAUCAAACGCCAGGGACUGCGCAGAGUUGGAAGCUGCCUGAAGGCGCUCGAUCAGCCGUUCGCACGGGCGGAUUUUAG
Molecule: messenger RNA, 1356 nt
Organism: Phytophthora sojae
Lineage: Eukaryota; Oomycota; Peronosporomycetes; Peronosporales; Peronosporaceae
Exons: 5
Coding region: 1-1356 (451 amino acids)
Source: RefSeq, a predicted model, not a curated record